ACAGCGCGGGGUGGGCGGGGCGAGGGGCCUGGAGCGGCGGCGGCGAGAUGGAGAAGCUGCGCCGGGUGCUGAGCGGGCACGAGGACGAGGAGCAGGGGCUGACGGCGCAGGUCCUUGAUGCCUCAACGCUUAGUUUCGGUACUCGAGUGAAAUGGUUUGCCAUAUGUUUUGCAACUGGCAUUUUCUGUUCCGUUCUUGGGACAGCAUUUCUAUGGCUUCCCUCGGGGCUGAAACUUUUUGCAGUGUUCUACACCAUAGGAAAUAUUGCUGCAUUAGCCAGUACGUGUUUCUUGAUGGGGCCUGUGAAGCAGCUGAAAAAAAUGUUUGAGCCAACAAGAUUAAUUGCUACAAUUGUUAUGCUGUUGUGUUUGAUAUUGACUCUGUGUGCUGUAUUCUGGUGGGGUAAGAAAGGUUUGGCCCUGCUAUUCUGCAUACUCCAGUUCCUAGCAAUGACCUGGUAUAGUCUCUCAUAUAUUCCUUUUGCAAGGGAUGCUGUGAUUAAAUGCUUCACGUCCUGCCUGAGUUAGACUAAACAAAACAAACUAUUCAACAGCUUUUAAAAGCCAACUUUAUAUUUUUGUGAAGUUUACUCAGAAAAAUUAUGAACUUCCACUCCCGAAACAACACUUGCUGACCGUUUUAGUAUUUUCCUUGCCUUUUGCAUGCUGGGGAUUAAAUCAUUUUAGCAGAACCAAGUUUAAAUAUGAGCCAGGUAAGCAGUGUUUUAUCCCUGUCUGAACCAUUUGGAAACUAGCAUAGGUUUAACACUUUAUGCAAUGUAAUCUUAAAACUGUUUGAGUUAGUUUCUGUUAACACAGUUUAAUCCCCAAUGUAGACAAUUCAGGAUUCUGGGUAACAUAUGUAAAAGUUUCAUAUAAAGUUUUGUCUCAUAUUUCUUAUGUGCAAUUACUAUUUGUUUACUCUAUGCGUUUCCCAAAGAUCAGAAUUUUGUAAUUAUUAUAGAGAAAUAUUUUUAGUUAAUUAUAGGUGAUAGGGCUGCUUUGAAAUGUUUGUACAUGUGCAGUAUGGAGAAAGCGUGGUCUGAACAUGAGAGGUCUGGUAAAAGCUUGCUCAGUUUUGUUAUACUUACUUUUUAAGCACCAAUCUUUUCACUUUGAAACUUAAAAUAUAUUUGAUUAAAAUGGCUUAUGGAUAAUAUAUAAAUCAAUGAUUACAAAAUAAAUGAAUUAUUUUAA
This is a messenger RNA of Caretta caretta (loggerhead turtle), 1196 nucleotides long. It is a transcript of the gene SFT2D1, whose product is annotated as SFT2 domain containing 1. Gene Ontology annotation, biological process: vesicle-mediated transport. Gene Ontology annotation, cellular component: membrane. Lineage: Eukaryota; Metazoa; Chordata; Testudines; Cheloniidae. The record is from RefSeq and is a predicted model, not a curated record.